AUGGCAACAGAGAGCAACAAAGACGUUUUUUUGGAUGGAUUUAGGAAACUCUUGAAAGAACAAUGGCAAGCAGACGUACGUCUCAAAGCAGGAGACAGUGAUGAGAGGACUGGAGCUAUCUCCGCCCACAAACUUGUUCUGGUUGCGAGAUCAAAGGUAUUUAAGAAUAUUUUGGAAACAGACGGGUGCAAGGCUUCAGCUAACUUAGAAACAGUCACUCUCUCUGAGAUGAAGCACGAAGAACUUGAGGCUUUAGUUGACUUCAUGUACAGUCCUGAUGGAUCCAUUUCUUUUGAAAGUCUCAAGAAACAUGAUCGCAGAUUUGGUUUGCAAAUGGCAAAACAGAGCAAUAAGGAGGAUUUCUUGGGUGGAAUAAGGAAACUCUUUAGAGAACAAUGGCAAGCCGAUGUACUCCUCAAGGGAGGAGACAGUGAUGAGCUUGCAGCUAUCUCUGCACACAAACUUGUUCUGGCAGGAAGAUCAAUGGUGUUUAAGAAGAUGAUGGAAUCAGACGAGUUCAAGGCUUCAUCUAAGCUAGAGACAGUCACUCUCUCUGAGAUGAAACACGAAGAAGUCGAGGCUUUAGUUGAGUUCAUGUACAGCAUUGACGGCUCAAUUUCUUCCGACAGUCUCAAGAAGCAUGUUCGGUCACUCUACCUUGCAGCCGACAAAUACGAGAUACCACAUCUACGUGACCUAUGCAGAAGCGAGCUUAUAUCAUCUCUUAAGCCGUCGAAUGCUCUUGACAUACUUGAGCUUGCUCAAAUCCCUUUUGAUCAAGCCCUCCACUCUUCGGCAUUCACUACUAUCAAAGCCAAUAUAAGCACCAUUGCUAGCUCUGCUGAGUUCAAGUUGUUUGUCGUCAAUCACCCAAAUCUUACCGUAGAGAUCAUUAAGGCUUCUCUUACUCCUCCGCCUAAGAGCAUCAUCAACGCUGAUGCUUAG
This is a messenger RNA of Eutrema salsugineum, 945 nucleotides long. RefSeq names its product putative BTB/POZ domain-containing protein At2g40450. The transcript is spliced from 4 exons. The coding region runs from base 1 to 945 and encodes 314 amino acids. The record is from RefSeq and is a predicted model, not a curated record. NCBI's taxonomy places the organism in Eukaryota, Viridiplantae, Streptophyta, Magnoliopsida, Brassicales, Brassicaceae. Gene Ontology annotation, molecular function: protein binding.